Molecule: messenger RNA, 10161 nt
Organism: Pocillopora meandrina
Lineage: Eukaryota; Metazoa; Cnidaria; Anthozoa; Scleractinia; Pocilloporidae
Source: the annotation of a GenBank genome assembly
AGAUCUCCAUAAUCAGACCCUUAAAAGAUUCUUGUGAUGCAAUAAGUGACCAAAGCUGUGUUCAGAUGUCAGAGUUUUCAGACGACAAGGAGAAGGACAAUAUGGGACAAAGUGAGUUGAGUCAUUUAAAAAAAGAGUGAAGGUUUAAAAAAUAGCUAAUAGUCUGUGGUGAGAGGGAGGGAGGUGGGGGUCCAAAGGUGUACAAAGCUAUUCCCUGUGAAAAUUACUAUUAACCCUUUAAUUCCUAGGGGGUGACUGGCCUCUAAUUCCUCUUUACAUAGGGUCUCAAUGGUGUGAUGACUUUUACAGUUAACAGUUAAAAUUUUGUCAAUUUUAUGGCAAACUGUUUAUUUCUUUCUGUAAAGAUUUAAAGGAAACUUUUUAUGAUUAACUUUUUGUAUGAUCAUGGCUAAACUUUGUCAAUUUUUACACUAAGAGGGCUAAAUUUUUUUGCAGUUUUAAGGCUAAAAUUUAACCUUAUUGGAACCCUCCUUACAGUGUCACCUUGAAUCAAAUAUAAAGGUCAUGAGAAUAACAGAAGUGUUCACUGAUUUAAGAAACUCUUGAUUGUCAACUAAUUCUCCUUGUCAGCACCUUAGGAAAUGUACAGAGAACAGUAUGGAGAAUAUACAUAUGCAUGAAUAUGCAUGUUAGGUUGUAAAGGGUUAAGAGGAUAAUGUCUACAAAAAAACUCCACAGCUGGACAGUGGUUUACUCACUAGAUUUUUGAACCUUAUCAGGCUCCUUGUUGAAAUCUGCAGCAAUGGUCUUCUUGCUGUGUUCCAUUUGUUACUAUCUUGUUACUCGGGUGGAACUUUAACUUCAUUUUCAAAUCAAGCAAAGCAGCUAUAAUUCAUAUUCAGCAUUCUAUCUGCUGAUAACAGUUCCCCGUCACUUUCUCCAAACUUUUCUUGGUUUACAGAACCAUUCUUUGAAAUUUGCUUCAGCAGAUCUGGGUUCAAAAGGCAAUAAAAAGGAAGAUACUUUCCCAGAUACUCUAGAAGGAUUUGGAUACAAGUUUAAUGAAGGUUUGUGACAGAAAAAAAGAAUCUUGCAUAGAACACUGCCCUCUCAGUCAAUCGUAACAUAGCAAGUAUUGAGUUAUCGAACACAGCUGCUAUUAACUGCUGUCAAAGGUGAUCAGUUUGACUUGGGUUCUACAGGUUAGACUCAACCAAUUCUGGACUUAACAUAAGUAGCUCAAAGUACAGGUUGUCCUUAAAACUUUAACCACCAGAAGUGACGAACAUGUAACUCUUCCCCAAAAUAUCCACAUGUUAUCUAGCAAACAGGUAAUGAGAAUACUCAAACUUGUCAGGUUUUAAGUGAUCUAAUACUAAAUUCUGAAACUAAUUUACAAGGAAAUGUGUAGCAGCUAGCGAGGAUAAUGAACAAUCAGAUCUUGGGAGUUACAGAGGGUUAUAAGAAAUGUUGUCGCUGACUGUAACUGACAUUUUGGCAACCUGAAUCAUUGGUUGCCUAAAUGUCUGCUUGAUCGCUGUCACUGAUAACAGUCCCUUUCAAGACUGCACUCAUUCACUCACUCUCCUCAGCUGUCAUAAGAAAAUAUUAUACCAAGUUUGAAACCUUCGAAAGUACUGUUUUAUUGAGUUGUUCAGUAUAUAAAACAAUUUUAAUUUUGGUGUUGAAAAUAAUUGGGGAUUGCUUUAGUUUUGUUUUACUUGGCUCCAUGUUUAAUUCAUAAAAUUUGUACCACUUUCUCAACAAAUCAGAUUAAAAGGUAAAUUAACGCAAUUUUGACUUGGUCACCUGCGCUUUCCUGCACUAAUAUUGCGCAGUUUACUUGUUUUGAACUUUCCUUUGUUUUGAGUGACUGUUUUCCUUGUUAGCUAGGCUUUUUCUUUACACCACUCAAUUGAAAAAUGCUCUAUAAUUAUUUCAUUAUAAUUAUGUCUCUGCAGAAGGAAAGCUGAGAAACAUAGAGACGGAUGAACCCUUUAAGUUUGAAGUGAAAGAGGGUGAUAGGGCAUAUAACCAAAAACAUUAUGAGGCACUAGGAGAGGUAUGAUUUGUAGUCACUGUAACAUUUAACGUAUUGAUUAGAAUGUACUCACGACAAACCUUUAGUUUUAGAUGAUAUAUCAAGUAAGCUUUUUGUAGGUAUGUAUACAGUUUUUAUUGAGAUGUUUGCUAACGGCAAUGCUCCGAUCACACCUUUAUUUCCAUGUUGUCAUUUGGCAGAAAAGUAAUUUUCAAAUUGGUUGCCAGUAAAGACAUAUUGUGCAAUAUAUACACAACAGCGUUGUGUGAAAGCAUGUACUGGUAGUUGUCUGCAGACACCCUCUAUUCCAAGAUGCACACAGUUUUCCAAGAACGAAGUACGAGGAAAACUUUGAGCUACAAGGAACAGAUAAUGUGGAAGGACAAUGUACAAGUGCAAUUGAAUGCUCUGUGAAUCAUCUUUGAUGUGCUGCUAUAUUUCUCUACUUGGAAUAACUGUCAGCUACCAUCAGGACCAUUUGUAUAUUUUUUUUUACAAAAAAGUAUGAAUACUGCAAGCCUUUUUACUCACUGAUACCUUUUUUUAGGCCCAUGUAUACAUACAGUAUAUAUCUUGCUUCAUAUUUCUAGCUAUUAAUUUACCCAUGUGUGUGACCAUUGUUCUGAAAAAAAAGCUGUGAAGCUAUUUAUCUUGGUUAGACUUUUUCAAUCAAGUAAAAUCUAUGUUCAGUUUAUUGGCUAAAAAACUAUAGAGGUGUUAGUAAUUUUAAGUAAAUUUUUUUCAAUACUGAUUUAUUCAAUAGAUAUAAAUUUUUGUGUCUUUUUAGGUCAUCACUGAGUAUAUCUAUCAUUUACUGGAGGAAGUAGAACUAGAGAGAGUUACUGUUCCUGUAAGUGAGACUAAACCACAACAACAACAAUUUUGAUAUGUGUUUUUGGUAAGCUAUAAAAUUCACACUUUAGCAGGGGGUUUAUUAGAAAGGUAAAAAAAAGACAGAGUAAAUAGAAUUAAAUUAUCUUCUAAUCCAUUAUUUUUGUUUUAGGUUGAUGCCAAAGAUGAUGAAGUUAAAAGUUUCUUUUUCAUGAGUAAGAAUGCAAUGGAAAGUGACAAGCUGAUGAUCCUAAUUCACGGCAGUGGUGUGGUCAGAGCGGGACAGUGGGCAAGAAGGUACAACUUUUUUUUGUUUUUUAUUUGUACAGCAACUAAUUAGUAUUUUAUUUUUCUUUCCUCUUUUUCAGUUUGUUAGCUUGUUUGUUUUCUUUGGUUAGUUUCUUUGCUGUUUUGCUUUUAAUAUACAUGUACCAGGGUACCUCAUCUGUUUUUGUCCUCACCCAUUGUUAUGAUAGUUAAACAAACGUUUGGCCUCGUUUCUAAAGGCUUUUCUUUACUUCACAAAAUGUUUUGACUUUUAAUUGACGGGCAUAUACAUGUACCAGGGUACCUCAUCUGUUUUUGUCUUCACCCAUGUUUAGCUUUCUACACACUGUUUGAAUCUUCCCCUGAAGGAUUUCUUCCUCCAGGCAUACUUUCUUGCCGGUAAUUUUUAUGAUCUUCCUUGGUCUGUGGUAGGAUAGGGAUUUAUCAUAGAAUCACUUCAUCUUGAGCAAUAACAGUAAUUCAUUGAACUACUAAUUGUCAUGGUCUCUGUUUCUCUUAGAUUAAUCAUUAAUGAUGAUUUGGAGAGUGGAACGAUGUUGCCAUACAUCAAACGGGCCAUGCAGGUAAAACAUUUAAUGUUUAAAAUAUUUUUAGGGAGUGAAUGCAAGUACCUUUCAAAAUAUUGUAUGUUCUCUUGAAGGAAAACUCUAAUGGUGGAAUGAGUUGCUGUCAAAUUGGCUAGAAUUUCUUGUUUUAAUGAGAUUGUUUAGAAAAAUUGAGAAACAAGAACCAACUGCAAUGGAAAUUAGAAACAAAUGCAGGCAAAAUGGUUGCAUUUUCUUAAUGGGUGCCAAAAAAAUCAUACUUAUCAUCCUACAGUACCUGUUUGUUUGUGGGAGUCCUGGGGAGAUCAUGAGGAUAAUAGCGAUAACUGUAAUGCAUCAUGCAAUCCAACCUGGCAGCUUGAAACGUAUUUCAUUUUCAAAACAGCUGAUAUCUGUUUGGAUCAAUUCUCACUUGUCACAUGUCACACCAGUCUGAACAAAGCUUUUUGUUGGUGCCCAAGCAAAAAUCUGAGCACCAUUCUGAGACAGUCAGGCACUAGCUCCAAGGGUAGUCCAAGGGCACCACUUGGAACUUGUCUGAACACGUUUUUGUUGGUUCCUGUGCUUUCUUUCCAUGCUUCCCUGCCAUGCAGUCACUAAAAUGGCAUAAACAUAUUGCAAACUACAAAAAGAAUGUUGGGCACAAAGCUUUUUACGCAAGUGCUAAGAAGAAAUACUUGUUCCAGACCACCAGUGUGUCUAAACAAUGUCCUGUUUGGUCCCCAGACACAGUACCACUAAAUGGGUACCAAGUCUGAAUGGUGUCUUGGCCCUAAUAUGAAGUCAAACCUCUCAAUCCAUAUUGCAGGGAACAGGUGCUAACUUUUAGAGUACAACCCUGCCUACCCCCAUUUAAAGUACGUCUUUAGGUUGAUGAUGAAAUUAAUUCUCCUCUUUAUUGUUUUGUUUGUUUGUUUUGAAUAGGAAGGUUAUGGAGUUCUUAUCACAAAUGGAAAUGAAAACUAUGUGUGGUUAAACAGACAUAGAACAAUCAUCAGGGUAGGGUACCUACAAAUUACCUUAAUUUGACAGUCAAGGAAUUGUUUCACUGGAUAGUGAACCUGUUGAUUGUUAAUUUUAUUACCUGAGAAAUUCAAUAAUGCAACUUAGAGACUGUUAACUUUUACAGAGUUUAAUAUAUACUCCAUCUUUUUCCUAUUAAGGGCAGUGAAUCCCCAGAGAAGCACUUUUCCUAUGUAUGGGACAACUUCAUAUCAAAGGCUGCAGCUCAGACGAUAGUUGUUGUGGCCCACAGUUAUGGAGGAAUCGUCAUUGUGGAAGGGGUAAUUGAACACACUGAAUAUGUUGUUUGAAUUUUGUUCGAAUUUUUGUUUGAAUUGCUUGCAUAUGGUGAAACUUUGAGUGUUAAAUGAUAACACUAUGCAAUACAGGAUGUCCCAUUGAUACUUCCAAACCAAGAUGGAGUCAUUUUUUAUUCCUAAACUGUGAUUGGCUAAUUUGAUUUGUUUGAGUGAUAGUGGUAUCAGUAGUUGCAUUGUAAACUGGUUCAGGUCAAAUAUUUAAUAAACCUCUAUGCACUGUUCUUUUUUUCAGCUUCAAAAGUGUGAAGGUAUCAUGGAAAGGGUAAAAGCCAUUGCCUUUACAGACUCGGUGCACAGUCUGUCACACCAUAGGGCAGACAAGAAACUUAGAGCAUGGAUGAAAAAGGUACUGGGAACAGAUAUUGGUAUCGCAGAGGUCAUGGGUUCAAAUUGCAUACGGGCAUGAAUUUUUUUUUUCAGGCGUUAUUUUCACUACUACUUAUUAAGUAGUGUUCAUAACUGCAAGGAUCACUUCUGUAUUUGUUUCUUCAACUGCAGUUCACAUAUCAUAUGAUUUUCAUAUAUUUUCACUGAGAUACUGGGACGUUGUUGCUAGAGGAUUGUUAUGCACAGAUUGGUAGAUGCUGAUCAUAAGAAAUCAUGAGCCUGCAAAGGUUAAAAUUUAUGUACAAUCUAGACAGAUUUUUAACUCUUUUGAAUAAUUAUAGUGGCUGGUGCUUUAGAAUUGAGUAGUCAUUGAAACCACAAGCACUUGUUGCUUUUGGAGAAGUUUGCUAGUAUCUUUUUUUGUUUUUGUGCCAAAAAAGCUCUGACAGCCAGCAAACUUGGAUCAAUAUUUGUAUCUGGGCAACUGCCCACCUACCCCUCCCCUAACUCAACAACAGUCAAUUGACAACAAAUUAAGAUUAAUGUUGGGUUAGGGGAGGGGUAGGUGGGCAGCUGCUCAGAUACUGAUAUUGAUCCACAAACUUUGCUGUUUUCUUUGCAGUGUUUCUCUGGUUACUCAUCCACUUACUCGAGAUGCCUGGAAGAAAACUUAUUAAGAGCAUUAAACAUUAAACCCUAGAUAUAAAAAAACUCUUAAUUUGUGCAUGGUCUGCACCUUUUAUGCCCUAACACAUCCCAACAUAUCCACACAUUUCCCAAGAUGCUGAAAAGGAGAAUUUGUGUAACCCUUUAAAUCCUAACAGUGACUAGUAUCAAAUUUCUCCCUACAAUAUAACCCCUGAAUUACAUGUUAAGGUCAUGAGAAUAAAGGAAAUGAUCACAAAUGAAAGAAGCUUUUGAUUGGUAAACAAAUUCUCCUUGUCAGCAUCUUAGAAAAUGUGUUAAAAGCAGUAUGGAGAAUAUGCAUACUGAUUUUAGGGUGUAAAGGGUUAAAAAGCAAGAGCUUCUUCAAGUUGUGGUAGUUUUCGUUAUUCUCUUGACCUUAAUGUUUGAUGUGUUGGGGUGAUAUUCUUAGGAAAAAUUAGAUUCUAGUGACUCUUAGGGUUAACCCUCUAAGAGUGACAAGCAUCUAAUUUCCCUCCAAAGUAUCACCCCUGAAUCAAAACUUAAAGUCAUAAAAAUAAAGGAAACUAUUGCAAGGUCAAGAACUUCUUGAUUAACAUAUAGAUUUAGCCAAGCCUAAAAGCGGAGCUCGAAUUUUUUUUUCCUGCACGUCUCAAGGGCACAAUGCCUUGCCCCGGCUAGGACUAGAACCUGGGUUGUCCGACUCGGAGCCCAGUUUACUGACCACUGGACUACUGAACAAAGCCAUGGUGUUGGCGUGCCCGCGGUACAGUUGACCACACAUGUUAAAAGUAGCACCUUGUACGGUCGUACGAUCGUAUGGUCAUAUGGUUGUACAGUUGUACAUCCAAAUUUUUUCGGCUUGAUGGGUUACAACUAUUUUGUAUAAUUAUGGGGCUACACUCUGCAAGCUCUGCUAUUAGUCAGACAAAUUCUUGGUGUUAGUUGCCCUAAUUUCAAUUGUAAUCAUGAUAAUCACAACAUUUAAUUAUGAUUGCAUCAUAAUCACCCAGCAACCUUUAUGUAACCAGAAUAGUGGGAUACAACAAAUAGGAUCUUGAAAGUAUUAGUUUUGACAUUCAAUUUAAAAAGGUCUGAUGAGUCAUACAUUAAUGAAAGUUUGUUGUUGUUAUUGUUGUUGUAGCAUGCACGCAACUGGGUCUCUUCAGACCUCCCUCUGGAUACCAUCAUAGAUUACAAAGGUGCUGAUUGUGAGCUGGUCUCAGCUGGUGAGAAGAUAGAUAACUCUUUUUUCUCCCUCUACACCCUCUUCAGUAAAUUCCUCUUUCAAGGAUUAUAGGACAGGGUUUUUUACUUUUUCUCCUCUUGCACCAUGAGUCAAUUGUAAGCAUCUUCCAAUGGAGGCCGUCUACUACUGACACCUACACCACUCCCUGUAGGGACACCUGUUGCCUCUUCUGUUCCAUGCAGUGUUAACCUGCUAGAUGCCCAGGACACUGUGGCAGUGAAUAACACAGAGCAAGGCAGAGGGGAAGGGGUCACUGUAAUAGGAAGCAUUUAAAGUAGUUAAUUGUCUCAAAUAAAUAUCAAACAUAAUGGCAGAGUUUGUUAUUGAUCUCAAUUCAUGAACACACUUCAUUCAUAGAAAAUGAACAUCUGCACCAUUAACCUUUUAACCCCCCAAAAUAACUGGAUUCUAAUUUCUCUUUACAGUAUUGCACUUGAAUCAAAUUUAAGGACCAGGAGAUUAAAGGAAAUUAUCACCAAUUUAGGAAGCUUGUGAUUGUGAAACAAAUUCUCCUUGAAAGUAUUACAGAAAAUGUGAAUAGAACAGAGUGGAGAAUAGUUAGGGUGUAAUAGUUAAAAAAAACACAGUGAGGUUAAAAAAUUUCUUGUUCUGUGAUACACCUUUUGUAAAACUAUUUUGAUCUUCUUUCUGAGGAUGAUACUGAGUUAUUUUUGUUUACAACUUAGUAAAAAUAACUUUAUGAAGUGCCAUAAUAUUUCUUAGUUAUAGACUGGUAUGCAAUAACUUCUUUUCCAUUUAUUUUAGGUACAAUGAAACAUGAGGUCACUUCACAUGCAGCUUUUGAUUCAAUCUUUAAGUUCUUUGAUGAGAAGCUUAAAGCUUCAAAUCAGACUGAUAGCUCUGAAAAGCAGGGUGACACAUCAGUUGGUCAGACUCCAAUGGACAGUUGUGGAAGUCUGUCUGAUGAAGCUAAAAGCAAAAUGGAAAUCCCUGAAAAUGAAAAUGAUGGAGUAAGCUCAAGCAAAUUGAAUGAAAACUCCCAGACUCAAGCUGAUGCCUCAGAAGAGCAGGAAGAAGCCCCCAGCAAAAUGGAUGAUUCCUCCCCAGUUUUGGCAGAUGCUACACAAACUGAAGAAGAAACCUCCCAGACUCAGGUAGAUGUGUCACAAACCCAAAAGGUACCCUCAACCAAUGAGGAGAAUUCCUCUCACACUUUGGCAGAUGCCACACAAACUAAGGGAGAAACCUCCCAGACUCAGGCAGAUGUGUCUCAAACCCAAGAGGUACCCUCAACUAAGGAGGAGAAUUCCUCCCAGACUUUGGCAGAUGCCGCACAAACUGAAGAAGAAGCCUCCCAGACUCAGGCAGAUGUGUCACUAACUCAAGAGGAACCCUCAGGCAAUAAGGAGGAUUCCUCCCAAACCCAGACAGGGGAUACAAAGUCCCAGGCAGAUGAAACUCGCAUGGAAGUUGAUGCAGAUCAAAAUGAAACAGAAGUUUGAUGAAUAACAUUAUUUCUUCUGUGCAACAUUUGGUAAUAGUGACAUGCAAAACAAAUGUUAUAGGCAGGUGAAUCAUCCAGCUGGCAAUUCAAAACAUCGCAAUGUCUUGUUUUUCUCAUGUCUGCUUUGUUUUCUUAUGCACACUUGAGUUGUACAAUAUUAAAGCAAUAUUUUACCAUGACAUACUUUUAAAUCAUGGAAAAAUUUGAAUUUGGAAAAGUAAGGUUGACUGUAGCUUUGGAUGCUUUGCCCAUAGUGAUAGCCCACUAGAUUAUUUAAGAAAUCUCUUUAAAAGCUAUCACCAGGUGUUUUUUAAACUAAAGUACAUUUUUUUAACCUAAAUUAUUCAUUGAUGACCUUAGAUCAAGAGAAUUGCAUUACUAUUAACCCUUUGAUUCCCAAGAUUUCAUGAGUAUUUCUCCUUACUGUCUGCCAAACAAUUUAUGUGAUGUUAGUUUUGAGAAUUUGGAAUUGGAUCAACCAAUAAUCCCCUAAUUGAUAUUUUCUUUAUUCUCAUUACUAGUCUGCUUGAUAUCACAUUGAUAGUGUAAGGAGAAAUUCUGUCUAGGUCACUAGUGGGACUUAAUGGCUUUAAAAAAAUUUUAAGAGUAUUAUCAACAAUUAAUGGUAUAAACUUCAAAGUUCUUUGUGUCUGAAACAGGUGACUUUAGUUGACAUCUGAGUAUAGUCAAAUAAAUUGUGUAGAGCAUUUUGAUUUAAGUUGAAUGAGUGGUAUUAGUAAGCAAUAGAUAGCUUCACACAUAUAUUGGAAACUUUGACAAAGAGCUCCCAUAGUUAAUUACCCAUCAAUUAACUCACAAAAACUAUUAUGUUGUAUGUGCUAUGACACAAACUCUGAUAAGUGAUAAGUGCCACCCUAUUUGAUUAUCAGCGAUAAUGCUCUUCUUUUCCUUCUUCAAGCAUGACAUUAAAGAACAUGUAACAGUUUACAAAAUGUUUGUUGCUGUUUUGCAGAAUUUUAAGUCAUUCAAAUGUAUUACCACUUAUGAAAUGACACAUAGGAUAUACUUUUUUGUGUCUGCAAAAUAGCAUUGUAGCUAACCAGGGUAGGAGGAAAAAAACCUUAAAAUGUCAAAGCUUUAAAAGAGUACACACAGGGACACCAAAAAGUACAAUAAAUUUGAAAUAAGUAAAUUAGAAAUUGCAACCUGCAACAUACAAUAGAGGAGAAAUAAAGGAAAUGAAUUUUAAAAGUUAUGAUUUACUAAAUAUGUUGAUUUAACCCUUGAACUCCCAAGAUCUGAUUGUUAAUUCUCCCCUGUAGCUGCUACACAUUUCUUUGUAAAUUAGUUACAAGAACUUGGUGUUCAAGAUAGCAGCUUCUACCUGAUAAGUUUGAAUAUUCUCAUUACCUAUUUGCCAAAGAAUGUAUGGACAUUGUAGGGAGAAGUUUUAUGUUAAUCACUUCUGGGAGUUAAAGAGUUAAGUACGUGUGUCCACAUCUUCUUGAAUUAAAGUGUCCAGUAGC